AUGAGCUCCCGGAGUAAACGUAUACUGGAAUUGUGUAACAACACACCACAUAAAGUACCAGUGGGGUAUAUGUCUAGCAAAAAAGACAAUGUCACUAUUACUACUCCGGAUAUCAGCGAAAAAGAAAACUUCAAUAUCUUAGAUCUACCAGUAGACAUAGUCAACGAGAGUUUUAUAGAAACGUUUGGUAUGAUUGAUGCAGAAAUUCUAGAAUCAGUUGAAACUACAAGUCUAGCAGUUCCGGAGUUUGACAAUAUGGAAAUUGUUCACGGAGAAGUUUCAGAAGUCGAAGGACUAUCUGAAGCUACAAACUUUGCAGAUCCAGAAUUCGAGUGUUCAGAUAUCGUUCAAAAUCAAACUCCAGGUGUUGAGGCAGCAGCUGAAAAUGCAGGACUCGAAGUUUCAGUACUUAAGGAGAUGGGUUGCCAAAAAGAUAGUGAAAUACAGUCAAAAGUCACGAAAUAUCGUGAAAAUAGUUUCAGCGACGAGGAAGUACAGGCACAACCACGAAAACGCUUAGCUGGUGGAAACUUAAAAAAAAUCAAUCAAGAUCUUCGAAUGAAAGGAAAGCAAUACAUAGGCUACAGAAGGCCAAAAAAUCAAACGAACACGUUUCACGAUGCACAAAGGGAACCGAGAAAACAAUCUUUAGGAUGUUCGUCACAAUUUUGUAUUAAGUCAUCAAAAAGAAAAUGCAAUGAGGUUGAUGAAAGUAUACGCCAAGAUAUUUUCAAAAAAUUCUGGUCUGAUUUAAACUGGGAGCAGAGAAAAACCUAUGUGGCAAGCUUGGUCAUGAAGAUACCAGUCAAGGAUAAAAGAAACAUGAUGAAUUUGGAAUCUAGACGCACUGGUACAUUGAAAUAUCAUUUGAAGGUAGGCUCGGUGAAUAUGCCUGUGUGUAAGAAAAUGUUUCUUUCAACAUUUGGACUGAGAGAAUGGCAAGUACUUCAUUGGGUAUGUAAGAGUGAACACGGAAUCCAUAAUAAAAAACCAGAAAGGAGAGAAAUAGGAGGGAUAGUGUCAAAUCGGCAAUCUAAUGUUUUUAUGAAGCAAUUUUUAAAUAACUUAAACAAAUUGCCGUCGCACUGUUGUCGUAAGGACUCAAAAAAAUUAUACUUAGAACAGUCGUUCAGAAACAUUACGAGUCUUUACCAGGCUUAUGUUCAACAUUGUGAGAAGUCGAAUGAAAAGCCCAUGAGCCAAAAUUCCCUUACUAAGAUGGUGAAGAAACUGAAUAUUGCGUUGUAUCAGCCCAAAAAGGAUGCUUGUGACAUCUGCUGUCAAUAUGAAGAGAAAAACAUAUCUGAAGAAACUUGGAAAAUACAUCAAGCUGAAAAAGAGCGGGAAAGAGUGGAAAAAAGCAAAGAUAAAGAGGAAGCUUUGACAGGUACUCAACACGUUCUGACAAUGGAUUUGCAAGCUGUUAAAGUGUGUCCAUCAGUGAUGGCUAGUACGGCAUACUUCAAAACCAAGCUAUGUGUCCACAAUUUCACCGUCUACAAUUUAGCGACGAGAGACUGUACUUGUUAUUGGUUUGAUGAAACUAGUAGUGACUUACAGGCAUCAACGUUUGCCUCAUUUAUUGUAGAUUACAUCAGGAAACAUUUUAAUUGUGAAAAACCAAUAAUUAUAUACUCGGAUGGUUGCACUUAUCAGAACCGAAACACCAUUAUGUCUAAUGCACUGUUGCAUUUGGCUAUGGAUUUGAAUGUCACAAUUGAGCAAAAGUUCUUGAUAAAGGGACACACUCAAAUGGAGUGUGAUAGUGUGCAUGCUACAAUAGAAAGAAAACUAAUUGACAGAAAGAUAGUUCUACCAAGUGACUAUGUAAGGAUAUGUGAAGAAUCAACGUCAAAGCCCUUCAAACAUGAAUCAGUAAUGGUUGAUCAUGAUUUUUUUACUAAUUAUAACAACGUGCAAGUAUAUAAGUCGAUAAGACCUGGACGAAAGGUUAACGAUCCUACCGUAACGGAUCUCCGAGCACUGCAAUACUCCCCAACUGGAAAAAUCUUCUAUAAAUUGAAAUUUGACGACCCUUAUCAAGAACUGCCGAUGAGGACUACCCGUACAAAGCCAACAGAGAAUGUGGUUCUAACGCAGUUACCCAAAGAACGACUGAAGAUUAAAAACACCAAAUUCGACCACUUCCAAAAGUUAAAGGCAGUUUUGUCUAAGGACGUUUGGCCGUUUUAUGACCAGCUACCUCACUACGAAUAG
Messenger RNA from Acanthoscelides obtectus, 2217 nucleotides. The record is from the annotation of a GenBank genome assembly. NCBI's taxonomy places the organism in Eukaryota, Metazoa, Arthropoda, Insecta, Coleoptera, Chrysomelidae.